ACCCCGAGCUUCAAUGUUGUUUCGACUGGAUGUAAUGUUAUCCUCAAGAAUUUCAACAUUCUCUUUGAUACGAACAAAGAUAUUCGAAGGAAUUACUGCAGCGAUACGAAGAAGAAACCCCCGGUUAACUUACACGGUUCGAAAUCAUAUAAAGUUGGUGAAAAACGACGAUACUCGCCGUUUCAUUACAAGGGUCAGUCGAAGGCAGAAUGGGUGGUCGCUAGAAUUGAUGACAUACUUAACUGGGGCAGGAGAGGAUCCCUUUGGCCCCUUACUUUCGGCCUAGCCUGCUGCGCUUUAGAGAUGAUGCAUUAUGCUGGACCUAGAUAUGAUAUGGAUCGCUUCGGUAUGGUCUUCCGAGGUACGCCGCGUCAGACUGACGUUAUCAUCAUCGCCGGCACCGUCACCAACAAGAUGGCGCCGAUCCUACGUAAGACAUACGACCUGAUGCCUGAGCCCCGUUUCGUGGUAUCGAUGGGUAGUUGCGCAAACGGCGGUGGUUACUACCACUAUACGUAUUCGACUGUUCGUGGUGCUGAUAGGAUAAUCCCGGUCGAUAUAUAUGUGCCAGGUUGUCCGCCGACCGCUGAAGCGUUGCUGUACGGAAUGCUGCAACUGCAGAAGAAGGUGAAGCGGAUGCGUAUGUGUCAGACAUGGUAUCGACACUGA
Molecule: messenger RNA, 669 nt
Organism: Vanessa atalanta (red admiral)
Lineage: Eukaryota; Metazoa; Arthropoda; Insecta; Lepidoptera; Nymphalidae
Product: NADH-quinone oxidoreductase subunit B 2-like
Exons: 4
Biological process (GO): aerobic respiration; electron transport coupled proton transport; mitochondrial respiratory chain complex I assembly
Molecular function (GO): NADH dehydrogenase (ubiquinone) activity; 4 iron, 4 sulfur cluster binding; quinone binding
Source: RefSeq, a predicted model, not a curated record